Molecule: messenger RNA, 8930 nt
Organism: Hyla sarda
Lineage: Eukaryota; Metazoa; Chordata; Amphibia; Anura; Hylidae
Gene: NEIL3
Product: nei like DNA glycosylase 3
Exons: 10
Coding region: 61-1788 (575 amino acids)
Biological process (GO): base-excision repair
Cellular component (GO): nucleus
Molecular function (GO): zinc ion binding; DNA N-glycosylase activity; damaged DNA binding
Source: RefSeq, a predicted model, not a curated record
GUUUGGGGGCUUCAGCUGGCGCCACAUUUGAAUGGUUUGGUGGAGGCUGUGCUGGUCAUUAUGGUGGAGGGUCCGGGCUGUACACUGAACGGGGAGAAGAUCCGGGCCCGAGUAUCCCGGGGACAGCGGGUGAAGGCGGUGCGGGGCAGUGCAGCCGGCAGUGCGAAACCAGCGAGAGAUGCAGCACCUUGUCCAAAACAGAGUGCUCUCCAGUCUUUGGUAUCAUGCACCUUUACUGGAGUGGCAACUUUAGGAAAAGAACUGUUUAUAUACUUUGGGCUGAAAUCAUUACGAGUCCAUUUUGGAAUGAAUGGAUCAAUGCGCAUUAAUCCAGCAGAGAAAAAGGAUAGACGUGGAGCUCCAGCGGCUUUGGAAGUGCAGCUCACCAAGGACUUGAUUUGCUUCUUUGACUCCACAGUAGACGUCAGGAAUGCAUCAGAUUGUCAAGAAAAAGUCAACUAUUUCCAGGAUUUGGAUGUUUGCUCCCACAAGUUCAGUUUCUCUAGAGCAGAGAGUGAAGUUAAGAAGCAGGGCAGGCGCAUGCUGUGUGACGUGCUCCUUGAUCAGGCAGUGCUGCCUGGUGUUGGUAACAUUAUUAAGAAUGAAGUUCUUUUUGACAGUGGCCUCCAUCCAGCAGUCCAGGCCAGUCUUCUAACAGACAAGCAAGUGAGCCAUCUGGUGAAAAUGACACGGGACUUCACUCUCCUCUUUUAUAAGUGUCGAAAGACUGGCUCGGCUCUCUACAAACACUACAAGGUGUACAAAAAACCAGGCUGUGGCCAGUGUGGUACAAAAAUCACAGUUUGUCGUCUGGGAGAAAAUGACAGAAUGACCUACUUUUGCUCAAAUUGCCAAACGGAUAAACCUCAACAGGUUGAUGUAAGUAAAUUGCCAACAAGAAAUAGUAUUCUUGGAUGGGUAUGUAAACAAGACUCUCAAGACCACGUGGCCAAGAGUGAAGAAGAACAUUGGGCCUGUGAAGUCUGCACCCUCAUUAAUAAACCAUCGGACAACAAAUGUGAUGCUUGUCUCACUCCUAGACCGGAAGCUCCAGAAAAAUCAAGUUAUGAAGAUGACACCUUUGACUCGGACCUGAUGAAAUAUCCCUGUAAUAAUUUUGUAAAACCACUGACUGAAGUGAAGAUUAACAGAAAGACAGCUUUUGGAUUCACAACACUGGUAAUGAGUGAUUUUGGCGCAGGAAGUAACUCGUGUAAAGAGAAGCUAGGUCAAUUUAUGUCUCCAGGAGGUAUCACAAGUGUUAACAAUUACAACAACAUGCACAAAGUAUCCAGUAAGAGAAGGAGCGCCGACAAUGAAGAGUGGACAGAUUCUCUGAAUACAGUGACUAGAAGAACAGAUGCAGGCAAUGAUUCAUUCACUCAACAACAGAAGAAGCUGAAGACUAAACACCCAACCCCAAGUAACAGGAGCACUGCAGCCUCCUCUGUAAGUUCACCUCGUGUUAACAUGACAGGGGGCACGUCUCCACUGAACGCAAACAGCCCCCACUGCAGUAAGCAUAACCGUCCCUCUGUUCUUCAUGUUGUUAAAAAGGAUGGAGAGAACAAAGGAAGACAGUUUUAUAGUUGUUCUCUACCUGGGGAAGCACAAUGUGACUAUUUUGAAUGGGCUGAUCUGCAUUUUCCAUUCUGCGGUCAUGGGAAGAGAAGUAUAAUGAGGACAGUGCUGAAGAUUGGCCCGAAUAAUGGCAAAAAUUUUUAUGUGUGCCCUUUUGGUAAAGAUAAACAAUGCAACUUCUUUGAAUGGGCAAAACCCACCGAGUAACAGUCUGAGGUUUUUCUAUAUCUUAGAGCAUAUUCUAUUAUACAUUAGUGUAAUCUUUUCUUAUUAACGUCUAUUUUGAUAGUGUAUUCAGUACAUCAGCUUCUAAUUAAUAUUAUACAAUAAGCUUUAAUAGACAUUCCUCUCUAAUGGAUGCUUUUUACUUUUACAACUUCUUAACUGCCGAUAUGCCUUAGGGUCCUUAUUCUAGCCCUUAUUCUAAAAAUUGUGUUUUUACAGUGGGGCUUAAAUACGGCAGCGCUGCUCUGCUGUGUAGUAAGAAUGAUAGCUGGGUUCCUGCUGUAACUACCAGGAGAAGAGAAACCUCUGCUCUAGGUAGUUUAACACUUCACAUGAUACAGUCAAAUCACGACCGCGGCAUGUGAACAGUGCCGCUUACCUGCAGUAGCAGCCCUGGUGAUCCCUGGUCCUCCUAUCCUCUUCUCAGGUUCCAUGGCAGCCUUGGGUCUCGUGAAGGCCCCCAAUCUCGCCAUGAAUGUCUUUGUAUUCGGGCAUAAAGACCCGAAACAAUAAAAUUGCUAUAAUUUUAUCUUGCAAGUUGAACACUAUGGGGGGGAAAAAAAACAAUGAUUGUUGUCUUAUCUUAAAGGGGUAUUUCGGGGUUAACUAACUUUUACCUAUCCUGCCUAUUAUGAAUAAUUAUGCUAGUUUUAAAUUUACCUGGUAUACCCCUCUGCUGUGGAUAGUCUUCUUUUCAAAAAGUCCAAAUAAAAACAGGUUUUCCUGUUCAAAAUAAGCUCCAACAUAGUGUUGUCAGAUGAAAAAUAAAAAAAGUACUGUGGCAAGUCAUUUUUUUUUUUUUUUUUAUGUAAUAUUUUAUGGCUAGGAAAAAAAAACUAUUAAAAUUAAGUAUUGCUGUAAUCAUACUGACCCACAGAAUAAAGCAAUGUUAUUUUUACUGUAGGUAAAUUGCGUACAUUUAAAAAUGCAAACAAAAUUAACAAAAUUGCAUUUUUUCCAUUUGGCCAGCAAAAUGAGUUAAUAAAAAAUAAUGAAUAGGCUAUAUGAACCCCAAAAUGGUGGCAUUAAAAAGUAAAACUAGUCCCAACAAAAAAGCCCACAUUUGGCUUUGUUGACAGAAAAAUAAAGUUACAGCACUUGUAAGAUGAUCAUUGAAAAAUUUUAAAAAAAAUGAUGUGCAAUAAAUGGGAAACUGACAGGGUUAUACACAUGAUUAUGGUGUGGGUGAACCAUAUUUAAAAUGAGGUAUAAUUUAUCUGCACCCAUAGUCCCGUUCUGGAGAUAGAUCUGUUAUUGGCCUCCAUUGCUAAUAUGUUAAUCACAGGCUCUGCUCAAUGGAAGAGAGACCUGACAUACCCAACAUCUUUGCCGCUGUCUCCUCUGCUCCGAUAUGCUUGCCCACUUCAUGAAUAUUCAUGUACGACCCUUUGCCCAUGUGAGAGCUCUGUGGGCGGGCAUAUUGGAGUGCUGGUUUAUCUGCACGAUAGCCCUGGAUACUGGGUUUAGUGCAGGUGAACAGACUAAAGUCACCAUCUAGGGGCACUUGGUUUAGCACCUGUCUCUACUGUGGGUGUGGGAAAAAAAUGCUGCAAAAUAAGAUGCCUACCAUGAAAGAGGUGUCUGAUUGGGUUCACAAUUAUUUUGCAGCAGGACAGUGGGGGACAUUUAUCAAAUCCUGUGUAGAGGAAGAGUGGUGCAGUUGCCUGUAGCAACCCAUCCGGUUGCUUAUUUCAUUUUUCACAGGACUUUAAAAAAAACAUUUAAUAAAAGAAGCAAUCUGGUUGCUAAGGGUAACUCCACCACUCUUCCUUUGCACAGGUUUUGAUAACUCUCCCCUAAUGGUCCCCACCAUACAGCUAAUGUAAUUUAGAACUAUCUUCACCUUAAAGUCAUGUAUGCCUCCCAUAGGGCCCUGAUCUCACCAUCAUUGAGUCUGUCAAGAAUUACACAGAGACAGAUGAAUAUGUGCAAACCUACAUUUUACAGAAAGAUCUGUGGUUAGUUCUCCAGGAUGCCUGAAAUAACCUCCCUUCCAAAUUCCUUCAAAAACUGUGAUCAAUUGUACUUGGAAGUAUUGAUGAUGCUUUGAUUGGAAAGGGAGGUGACACCAAAUAUUGAUUUUGAUUUAGAGUUUUGGUCACUUUGUAUUUUGUUCAAUAAACUAUUUACACUUUUUUUGAAAGCAUUUUUAAUUUACAGCAUUUUCCCAUACUUACUUUUCGAAUGGUAUAUUAAUACUGUCCAAAUGUUUAAAAUGACAAACAAGACAAAUGAAGAUCUUUACUAUAUGGUCAUUGUUUCUUCUGACACUGGCACUAUUUAAGCAGGCGGCAAAUUAAACUAAUAAGCAAGUUCCAAAAACACCCUAAAUACUAAACGGCAACAACUGGAAAGUACUGUAUGCAGCCAACUACAACACAACUGCAGUGCAACCUGGUCAUGUAGUUGUUCCGUAAAUUAAUCUGCGCUAAUCAACAUUUUAUCAGGUGGCCAUAUAAUUUUUCAUAAUUUCUUAUGUCAUCCAGAACAAUAAACCACACCAAAUUCAUAGAAUGUGUGCAGUAAUAAGAUAUGUAUUAUGUAUCUUUUGUACUAAUAAAGACUUUUUGGUAAGCGCCCAUAAUGUGUCUAUGCUUAGAUCUUUUUUGUAGUUUUGUGCUUGGUUAAUAUAUACAGGGUGGGCAUUUAUAUGGAUACACCUUAAUAAAAUGGGAAUGAUUGGUGAUAUUAACUUCCUGUUUGUGGCACAUUAGUAUAUGUGAGGGGGAAAACUUUUUAAGAUGGGUGGUGACCAUUUUGAAGUUGGCCAUUUUGAAUCUAACUUUUGUUUUUUCAAUAGGAAGUGGGUCAUUUCACAAGAAAAACAAUGAUGUGCUUGGUUUUAACGUAACUGUAUUCUUUCAUGAGUUAUUUACAAGUUUCUGACCACUUAUAAAAUGUGUUCAAUGUGCUGCCCAUUGUGUUGGAUUGUCAAUGCAACCCUCUUCUCCCACUCUUCACAUACUGAUAGCAACACCGCAGGAGAAAUGCUAGCACAGGCUUCCAGUAUCCGUAGUUUCAGGUGCUGCACAUCUCGUAUCUUCACAGAAUAGACAAUUGCCUUCAGAUGACCCCAAAGAUAAGUCUAAGGGGGUCAGAUCGGGAGACCUUGGGGGCCAUUCAAUCCACUUUCCAGGAAACUGUUUAUCUAGGAAUGCUCGGACCUGACACCCCUAAUGUGAUGGUGCACCAUCUUGCUGGAAAAACUCAGGGAACGUGCCAGCUUCAGUGCAUAAAGAGGGAAACACAUCAUCAUGUAGCAAUUUCGCAUAUCCAGUGGCCUUGAGGUUUCCAUUGAUGAAGAAUGGCUCCACUAUCUUUGUACCCCAUAUCCCACACCAUACCAUCAAUUGAAAAGUCCCGUCCCCCCCUCACAUAUUAACUUCCUGUUUGUGGCACAUUAGUAUAUCACCAACCAUUCCCAUUUUAUUAAGGUGCAUCCAUAUAAAUGGCCCACCCUGUAUAUUGUCAGCACCCAUAUAUUUGAUUACCUUUUUGGAUUGAGCCCACCAAAAUUGUGUCGACAACUGGGGAAAUAAAUCUUUAUGGCCAGGCCAUAAACUGUACCUGUUAUUUAAAGGGGUACUCCGGGGAACUAAACCCAUAUCCCAUCCUUUCCCUCUCACCAACCAAUGUAUGUGUCUAAAUAUCAUUCAUUAGCUAUAUACAGCAGUUUCCCUCUUUCAGCUGUCACUUGCAGGCAUGAAAUUAGAGAAAAAUGUAAUUCUCAACUCCACUUGCCUUGGUGUAAACCCCCUCACUGAGACUAAUCCCCACCCUUCAGGGCAACACCACCUAAUUUCUGUCUGACUUCUGUUUGGUCCAGAGCUCUGUCUGUACAGCCACACCUCCCCUCCCUGUGUGAGGAUCUUGUGAGCUGUGAAAGAAAAGCAGUGAAGAUUCUCAGUCACAACUGCGUACAUAGCUGUUUUUCUGCUGAAUAUGUAAUCACUGACUUCUGCUAUUCAGAGCCAAGCAAGAUUUAUUGCUGGAGGAAGGAUAGUCUGAAAGAAAAGACAUGUACAGUGUGUCUGUGAGCUGCAGUAUGAACGUGCACACAGAUAGUGAAAGCAGUUGGCCGGCAGCCAUUACACAGCUGCACUGACUUCUGGAAGUUGUAAUCUGUGCUGCAAACAAGGAAAAAGUAUUUAGGGGACAUCAGGGGCCAAAGGAGCUGCAAAAACCACAUGAGUAACUACAGAGGACACAGAACAGGUAUUAUGGUGGCUUUGGGCAUUUUUAUUUUUCUUCCCUGGAGUACCCCUUUUAACCACUUAAGGACCAAGGACGUGCUCGUACAUCCUAGCUCCCUGGUACUUAAGGACCAAGGGCGUAAGUCUGUGGGAAUUUCAGUCCCCGCUGGGCGGGGACUGGACUGGGGUGACUGCUGAUAUCGAUCAGAAGGCACCCCACAGAAAUGCCCAGGGGGGGGGGUCAUCAGACACACACAUCCUCCCCCCCAUGUCGGCGAUCGCCACAAAUUGGCGGUGAACUCACACCGGCGAUUUGCGCCGAUCCCGGGUCUAUGGUCCAAGACACCCAGGAUCCCCCAGAAGGGGUAGGGGUGCCACCCCUCCUAUCCCUGCUAUUGGUCAUCUAGAAGCGAUUACCAAUAGCAGAUUGGGGGCGGGGAGGGGUCAACUUUGUUUCCCUUUUCUGCCCACCCACAAUAGGCCGGAUAGAAUGGGGAAACCGAAGUGGAACGGCGCCGAAGUCCACUUACCCAUCGGAUGCAGCAGCAGGCGAUGAUCGGUGGCGGUAGCAGAGGACGGCGAUGCAGCUCCCUGGAUCCUACGGAAGCCUGUAAGUUGUCUAGCAACAUCUGGAGGACCACAGUUUGGAGAUCACUGUGCAGUGGUCCCUAAAUUGUAGCCCUCUAGAUGUUGCAAAACUGCAAAUCCUAUUAUGCCUAAUCAGAAAACAGCUGUCUCGGUAAGCUGGGAGUUGUAGUUGCAUACCUCAGCUGUUGCAUAACUACAUCUCCCAGCAUGCCCUUCGGCGAUCAGUACAUGCUGGGAGUUGUAGUAUUGCAACAACUGGAGGCACACUGGUAGGUUCUGUUACCUAACUCAGUAUUUUACCAAACUGAAGUUUUUCCAACCAGUGUGCCUUCAGCUGUUGCAAAAGUACAACUCCCAGCAUGCACGGAGUGUCAGCACAUGCUGGGAGUUGUAGUUUUGAAACAGCUGGAGGUUUGCAGGGUACAUUCACACGUGCAAGUUUGAGCUGCGGCAAAUUUUCGCCACAGAGCAAAUUCACCGUAACCCGUCAGUGCGAACUUAACCUAAAAACGCUACACUAUACAUAAAGGGUAAAACACUACAUAUACAUGCCCUUACAUUGUCCUCCUCCUCCCUCCCCCCCCCCCCCAAUAAAAGUGAAAAAAUGUAUUGUACGGCAGUGUUUCCAAAAUGGAGCCUCCAGCUGUUGCAAAACAACUCCCAGCAUUUCCUGACAGCCACUGACUGUCCAGGCAUGCUAGGAGUUUAGACACAGCUGGAGACACCCUCUUUGAGAAUCACUGGCGUAGAAUACCCCUAUGUCCACCUCCUAUGCAAUCCCUAAUUUAGUCCUCAAAUGCGCAUGGUGCUCUCUCACUUCGGAGCCCUGUCGUAUUUCGAGGAAACUGUUUAGGGCCACAUAUGGGGUAUUUCCGUACUCAGGAGAAAUUGCAUUACAAAUAUUGGGGGUCUCUCCUUUUACCCGUUAUAAAAAGUAUGGGGCAACACCAGCUUGUUAGUGUAAAAAAAAAAAAAAUUUGACAACAAGGCUCAGGAGUGAGAGCGCACUAUGUACAUUUGAGGCCUAAAUUGGUGAUUUGCACAGGGGUGGCUGAUUUUACAGCAGUUCUGACAAACGCAAAAAAUACCCACAUGUGACCCCAUUUUGGAAACUGCACCGCUCACGGAAUGUAACAAGGGGUAUAGUGAGCCUUAACACCCAACAGGUGUUUGACACAUUUUCGUUGGAUGGGAAAAUGAAGAAAAAAAAGACUGUCAGGGAGCGAGCGCAGGCUGAAUGAAUUAGGACUGAUGCCCGACCGGCAUCGGUCCAAAUUCAUGCGUGACGUCAUGCUAGCCUGCAGCUGGCCACUAGGAGGGAGACCCCUAGUGGCCGGUUUUCAAAUGUAAAUUAAACAAUUUUAAUGGAAAAAAAAAAUGAAUGUAUAUUAGAGAUGUUGUAGUACAUAAGUACAACAUAUUAAAAAAAAAAAAGUUUGACAGUGCCCAUUUAAAGAAAUUUAGCUGUCCCUUCUAAAUAACUUGUGUGGUUCAGAUGGUAUCAAGAAUGUAAGAAGUACAAAGACAAGUGCAUCUUGUCUACAGUCAAGCAGUGGUGGGAAUGUCAUGGUAUGUAUGAGUGCUUCUGGCAAUGGGGAGCUAUAAAUGCCAACCUGCACUGUGACAUACUGAAGCAGAGCAUUACUUCUUCCCCUCAGAGACUGGGCUGCAGGGCAGUAUUCCAACAUCAUGACUAAGAACACACCUCUAAGACAACCACUGCCUUGCUUAAGAAACUGAGGGUAAAGGUGAUGGACUGGCCAAGCAUAUUUCCAGACCUUAACCUCAAUGAGUAGCUGUUGGGCAUCCUCAAACAGAAGGUGGGGGGAGUACAAGGUCUCCAACAUCCACCAACGUCGUGAUGGAGGACUGGAAAAGACGUCGUUGGCAACCUGUGAAGCUCUGGCAAACUACUUAUCCAAGAGGCUUAAGGCAGUGCUGGAAAAAUAAUAGUGGCCAUACAAAAUAUUGACACUUUGGGCCCAAUUUAGACAUUUCCACUUACGGGUGUACUCACUUGCCAUGGUUUAUACAUUAAUAGCUGUGUGUUGAGUUCAUUUGAGGGGGCGCAUCAUCAAACAGGAUGUGCGCUCACUAUUUUACAUUGUAGCAGAGUGUCAUUUCUUCAGUGUAGUCACAUAAGAUAUAAUAUGUACAAAAAUGUGAGGGGUGGAUUCACUUAUGUAAGAUACUGUAUAUAUUGGAGAUCGUGAUGUCUGGUCAAAGGUGGUGAACUCACGCGGGGGGGCGGAGACUAGAUAAUAGUUAGAGAUGAGCAAAGUUACAGUGAUUUGAUUCGUCACAAACCUCACAGCUUGGCAUUUGCUGACGUUAGCCUGCAUA